AUGGUUUCAGAAUGGUGGCAAGAUUAUAAGAAUCUCUUCGCAUUUGCCAGUACCGCAGUGGGGAAUCUUGAUGGGACUCAGGCAUGCUUUCACUUGCGCAAGGAGGGCUCCCCGGUUUUCUGUGAUGAUUCUGUGCUAGUGCGAGCUCGGAUUCUUCAGGAACUUCAGACAACGCUUGAGGACGGCAGAGUCUCGGUGCUAUCGGCAGACAGCCCUCAGCGUCUCGCGGUGCUCCGAGUUACGUAUGCAGACUGGAACACACUCGGCCAGCAUUGUCAAUCUUUUCGCGCCCUCUGGGCUGGGGUUAGGGUUCGAGAUGAGGUGGUGGUGUUGGACACUACGACAGGGCCGGCCUUCUUGACUGCUGACGUUGUACUUCAGGAAAGUGAAACUAUUCAGGUUGCGGAGUUGUUCAGUGGUGGAUUUGCAGGUUGGUCUCAGGCUACCUGGCUUCUUUCCACAUUGGGGGUCCCGAUUCGCACCAGUUGGAUAUUGGAAAUGGAGGACCACCUUUUCCCUCCGCUGCAGGCUAUGGAACCUGACUUGCAGCCAGUAUCUACAAAAACAGAGCUGGAGGCCGUUGACUGUGAACUUGCCCCUGUGGCACUGAUGGCCAACAUUGAACAUGACUGGUGGCAUGGCAUUUGGACCCGAGCCGCUCCACACAUGUUAGUCAUGUCACCUCCGUGCCAACCUUGGGCCACGCCCGGGAAGGGCCAGGGCCUUGACACACCGGAUGGGAGGUUGUUGCUGCGAGUGGCCGCGUUGAUGCAAGUCGUUCGCACACCUGUCGUCUGCAUAGAAGAAGUAGCCGGCUUUGCUGUACAUCCACACUUUGCUGAUGUCAUGGAGGCCUGGCGCGAGGCCGGAUACCAGCUUGUAUCUCGUGAAAUGCUGCAGUUAGCCGACGUCGCCCCCACGUGGCGCCGCCGACUCAUGCUUGUGCUCAUUCACCAGGAGACCGGUCCUGGCGUGGAUGCUGCCCAGGGUUUCGUCACAUGGCAGGCCGUGCCUCGCCCCAGCCUGGCGAUCAUGCGUGCAUACUUUCCAGUCCUGCCUGGUAGCCUUGCACAGCCCUGUCAGCUCUCGGCUGAGUUGUUACAGACCUACCUUGACCCAUGGUACAUGCCCCCUGGGCAAAAGACGGAUGUCGACUCUGUCAGAGCCUUUCGCCUAUGUAACCCGCACCAACGCGCCAAAUGCUUCAUGGCAGCUUACCAUAGGCAGCACCAAUUACCCGAAGGUCUCCUGACCAGAGGUGGCCUGCUGUGCAGUUUGUUGACGACUGGAGCUGAUAUCCGGUUUUUCUCUGCACCAGAAAUCGCUUCCUGCCACGGAGCGGUUAGGACACAGCUGCUGCUUAUUGACGACGAACAGUCCAUGCGUUUGCAUGGUAAUGCCCUCGCGGUCCCACAAGCGGCCUUGACGAUCUCCAAUGCGUUGCGUUGGCUGGCGCCCCACACGCGCCUAGACCCUGCUGAAGUUGUCCGCCGGUGCAUUGAUGAGCGCCUGCACAGCCGCAACAGCGUGCUCCUCAAGGUUUUUGUGUCGGUGCACAUUCCUGUUGAUCGGGCCCUGCAGCGCCUGGGUGCCCAACCCUCUGCUACCUGGCCCUGCCCACAACAGAUCAAACAAGCGACUGUGCUGCAAGUCCCAACUACUCAGCUCCCCGCCUUGAACCUCAGUGCGGGCGGAAUGAGUCAGACUGCUGACUCUGACCUGGUGCUCCUAUGCACCCCGCGUGCGAUGGUCCUUGUUCACAAGUCUGUGCCGGACGUGCUGCACCAGCUUCGUUGGACUUUUGAGAAAUGCCGAGAAAAUGGGCUAAGAGUUACCUGCCUGACUUGCUUCGGAGAGCCCUUGAGUGACAUCCGGGAAUUCCCUGGCACAUGCUUUGUUGCCACGGAGACUGAUGACCUCCUCUUCAAUGCUCCGACCCUGGACUGGGCCCAAGUCCGCGCCUGCCAAAGCCGAUGCCUGGACGGUGCUUUCCAGUUGAUGGUUGAACCGCAAUGUGCGACCGACUGGUGGCUACAGCUGCCGUGCCACCUUAUUGAAUGCUUGGGAUGGAAAGCAGAAGCCACCGACCCCACUGAGGCCUCGCCUAUGUGCAUCAGUUUUUCAACCACGGGCCAUACAGAUGCUGUGGGCCUCCCGCAGCUCAGGCAAUACCUCCGCGAGCUCUUCUUUCUGUCACAGAUCAGGGCCGCUGCACGUGAACCGGACGGUGCCCUGUUCGGACCUGUCGCUUUGCAGGUUGAGGGUCGCGUCAUCUGGGUAGGCCGAGUCCCUGCGGACCUUACUGCGGCUCAGCUUGUUAAAUUUUGGCAUAAUGCGUGCCGUUGUUUCGACUGCUGGCCGAUUGCGAGAGUUUACUCCGGCCCAUUCCCGAUUGAUUGCCAGUGUCCUGUGUCACAACUUGCGGCCGAAGGCCGUGUCCAGACCAAAGGCGCCCAGCGUACUCUUGCCUUGACAGUUUUCCCUGAAACUCGCGGUGGCGGCAAUAAGGAUGAUCAAAUCCAGUUGGCCAAGAGCCGCUGUGCUGCCUUGUUGCUUGAUCGGGGUGUUUCUUUGGCGGAGGUUACGGUCGCGGUGGACCGUCUUGUGAGCAAACUCGGUGCCUCCGCGUGUAUGGAGCCGUUGUCCUUACCGGAUGCCACUGCUCGCUUUCAGCGCCUCUGCCAAGUUGCGCAUCCUGCUGGCAUUGACCUGCCUGCCGGGGACAACCGUACUGAGAAAGCAGCCCAACGAAUUCAAAAGGCCAUACGGCGCCGCCGAUUGCAGGCCGCGGAGUCGGUUGCCGCUGCGGACUUUGAAUUGCUGCCGGACACUUGGUGUGGCAUUGACAACCAGCCCGUACCAGUGCUGCAACGCAUCUCCCGCGGGGCCUCUGGGGUGAUGUUGGUCGACGCUUCCGUUGCCAAUGCACAAGACAAUGCCCUCUUGCAAAACAUGUGUUCCGAAGCUUUGUGCUUGGUGGUCCCUGGCCACCGGUGUCCUGAUCCUGACACAUGCUCUGGUGCCUGUAAUGUUCCGGUUAAACACCGAGGCACGGGCAAGAAGCACCUGCUUGCCGCUUGUUUUCAUAACGUCGGUGAGACGGAUAUACACCCUUACAGUGAACACUCGGUACAGGUUGCCCUUGCGGAUACUGUGUGCUGUUCCUUUGCGAUGUAUCAGGAUGAGGCCCCAUCUGAUGCCACCUGGCAGGAGGUCGUCAAGGCCCCAGUUCGUGCAGUUACUGAGCGUUUCCGGUCUCAGGGCAUCUCGCAGCCCCUGUCCCAGCCAUGGGGCCGCUCUUUUCGGUGCAAUGGGCGCCCGUGCCAACCCCACCUCUGUGAUUCGCUCAUGUUCCAUGCCAAGGUGCCAGGCCCUACCCUUAGUAAGGUGCUGCAGAGUAGUGGCUUCAACUUCGUGUACGUUGUCCCCCGCACCUGGGACCGCCAGCUGUUACCUGACUGGUCCGUCAUCUGGCUGAAAAGCGGUCGCGCCGAGGUGGAGAAACAGGCCCUCCUUGUGCCAGGUCAGCACGGUCUGGUCCGUGGCAAGUCGCGAUACGGACUGCGCGUGGGCACACAUGCUUUCCAGUCCUUGUUCAAGCAGUUGCGACCCGGGGAGCCCGUGCCGGCCACCAUUGACGCCAAAUUGCUCUUCAAGGUCGGCCCUCUCCCACCUGCCGCCCCCUCUGAGGCACUGACUGAAUGGGCCUGUCAACUGCCCUGGCAGAUCAAGGUUCUGAAGAGUCUCGGCCCCAGGUUUUGGUUGGUCGGUGCGCCGACACCUCCUCCAACAUGCACCGCCCGGUUCAACGAUACCGCUGUCUUGAUUACUGAGGUCAAGAACCGGGAUACGCAGGCACCGAUUGUGCAGGCGGGUGGCUCCGUCCCACGGCCACCGCAAAAGGACACGCGUGACGGCCCCAAGUCUUCUGAUGCAGAUCCCUGGUUGGAGAGUGAUCCUUGGAGUACCUACCGUGCCUCUCAGACACCUGCUCCAUCUGCACCCGUUCAAGUCCUGGCCCCUCCAGCCGGCCUUGACCCACCUGCCACAGCCCGCCUCCAGGAGCAAGACAACCGCAUUGCUGCGUUAGAACAGAGUCUCUCUCUGUUGCGUGAUGAACAACAGCAAGCCCAUCAGCAGUGGCAGCAGGAUCGCCACCACCUCUCUCAGGAGAUGCACAGUGUUCGAGGCGAAGUGCAGGGCCUAGGAGCAGGUUUGCAGCAGCAGCUUCAGUCUAGCAUAGACAGCCUUCGGACUGCACAGGUGCAGCAGGAGCAGCAGAUGAACCAUGGUAUGGCCGAACUUAAGGCCCUCUUGCUGGCUCAGGCUGAGAACAAGAAACCCCGCCUCCAUGGCGCUGAUGAACUGUCGUUUCCCCGGUACUUGGGCCAGCGAGUGGGUGAGGCAAAGAAUCCUGGCCCAUCACGGCAGACCAAUUUGGGCUCAUACUUCUCGGUUCCCCACCACCUGCCUCGGGACCUGCCGGCUGCCAGUGCCGCUAGUGCCCAUACUCGACCAGGCCCCACAGUCCAGCAGGACCUGCGCAAUUUUUUCCCCGCGAGCCCCGGCCCAUUACACGCUCAGGGCGCUGUGCGCUACUGCCAUAGCCGUCCACGGCGACCACCGGUGCGCAACACUGUUACGGCUGCGCUCUCGGAGGCCGAGAGACCGUCCGACUCUUGUGUCAUUGCGGUGGUGAACCCCACCAGCAUUCUCCACAAAACCCACACUCUCCUGGAAACUGCUGCAGAUGUCAUUUGCCUCUCUGAGACUUCCGCCGUCUCGCAAGUACAAGGCCUGGUGGGCCACCAGCUUCGCAAGCACGGCUUUAAGACCAUUUGGGGGGCACCCGUUCCGUCCCACCAACGUGAGGGCUCUGACAAAGUCUGCCUACGCGGUUUGGCGGCUGGCGUCGCCGUUACUUCGCGUUUGCCGUGCAGAGCCGCAUCCCCCGCGCUGGCGCCUGCCACAUUGGCCACUUGCCGCAUCGGGGAGGCCUUUAUCCGUCUGGGGGUGUUGGAAGUCCGCCUGCUCACUGUCUACGGCUACCCGCUGUCCUAUCCUGACGCCAGGGAAAGGACUGAAGACUUGAUGUCUCAGGUGCUGAUGCGUGCCACCAGCAACUGUGUUCCGACCAUAAUUGCAGGCGAUUUCAACUGCCCAGUGUUGGAACUACCAAGUGGGGCUCAGCUGCACUCGUUGGGCUACCGGGAAAUCUUUGAGCUUCAUGAGCGUACCACUGGUACGGCCCUACCACCCACGUGUAAAGGGGCCACACGCCAUGACACUGCUCUGCUUCACCCUACCCUGCUGCCCCUGUGGCACUCCGCCUGGGUGCUUGACAAGUCGCACCUCUUCGACAGCCAUGACCCCCUAUGUUUCCGGCUCCAAGUGUGCCCGCAUCAACCCACUCGGCGCAGCUGGAACUUACCUCGCGCAUGGUCGUCUUUGUCGCCUGAACCUGCGGCGCUCCAGGCUGCCUUUCAAUCAGUUGCGCCUGCACUGGCCAGGCAGGCCCAAAGUUGCACCUCGGAGCAAGAGGUCGCCCAAACUCUGCUCGCUUUCUCCCAGAGCGUCGAGGAUUGUGUGGACACUGCCCUUUCCCGUCAGCAUGCACAGGAUCCGCUGAGGUACCCGCACCGUUGCCUCCCCAAGGCUUAUCGAGGCCGCUGUGUUGACCGACCAAUUGUGCAACGGACAGUUCCCAGUGUUGUCCGUCCAGCCCGUGCCGGCGACUACACGCCCGAUGAGGAGGUUACGAGCGUACAGGGCCAUAUGCGUGUGCGGCAGGUCCGCAGAGCCCAGACACUUCUGCGAGGCCUUCUCAAGCUGCAUCGGACCACCUCCAGCGCUGAGGCUGAGCAGCUGCGUACUAACCUUACCAGUGAGUGGCGUGCGUUCCGCAAAGCCAAGGGCUUCCCGCCUGAUUUCGUGACCUGGACACUCCAGAUUGCUUGUUUCCACACUUUCCCGGAUGCCCUGCCGCCCCCUGACUGGCUGUCGGAUCUGCUGGCCUAUCUGCAGUUUGACUGCAAUGCCUUUGCCCGUUCCCAGGCCAAGAUAAGACGGGACUCCUUCAAAUACAAACUUGUGCUGGACCAGAAACAUGGGCAUCACCGUGGUGCCUUUCAGACCAUACGCGGACCGACCCCGCCUCCUUUUACUGAGGCCUGCGCCCCCGCACACAGCUGGUUCAAGUUUGUGCCCGGACCUUCCCUCCGAGUUGGGGCGGUUGCCCGUCUUGACCAAACCGAGUGCCAUGUGAUGGAUGUGGCUGGCGAUCACGUCCUUCUGCACGGCGAGUCACUUCAGCCCGGCUUGUUGGUCCAGGAUUCGGUGGCUUGCACCGCCAAUGAACUCCACCGCGUGUUCUCCGACUUCUGGAGUCCUUUGUGGCAACGUGACCAAGCCACGGCACCAAGUCUCGACCAUUGGCCCGAGUUUGGGGAACUGGUUGCCGGCGCCAACAUCUCACUGCCCCCGGUCUCUUUGUCUUCCAUUUCUCCGGACAUCUGGAGAGACGCUAUCAAGCGGAUGUCAAGCAGGAAGGCCACAGGUGUCUGCGGAUGGGCCGUCAGUGACCUGAAACUUCUACCGGCAGAAGCCAUUGAAGUGCUGCAACUCAUCUUUGCACGUGCAGUUCAGGUCGGCAUGCCCGCACAUAUGCUGCAGGCUCGGGUGAGCGUGCUUGCCAAGGUGUUUGCUCCCGACAACAUUCGGCAGAGUCGCCCGAUUACCAUCUACAGCACCCUGUACCGCGUCUGGUCGUCCUGCCUCACCCGUAAGGUGUUGAAAGAGUGGGCCCCGCAUUUUCCGGAGAAUAUUGCUGGGUCCCUCCCGGGCCGCUCCAGUCGUGACCUCAGCUACCGCCAGCAACACGCCAUUGAAUGUGCCCUGGUGCAUAAACGCCCGCGACUGGGUUUGUCCAUUGACAUUGUCAAAUGCUUCAAUCAGCUCGGAUGGGCCCCACUUUACCAUAUGCUUCACGCUUUGGGCCUUCCCAGGGACGUACUGGAGUUCUGGUUCACUUGUCUGUCAAAAAUGGAGCGCCGCUCCGCCUUUCUGGGCGACCUUGGCCCCGCCAUCAGGUGCUAUAACGGUGCACCCGAGGGAGACCCCUUUUCCGUUGCCGCCAUGGCCGGCCUAUGCUUUUGGGCUCAUAACCUCUGUGCCACUGAUGGUGUUGACUUCGACUCUUACGUUGAUAACUGGGCGUGGUCGGGUGAAUCGACCACAGCAGUUGAAGCAGCAGUGCCGAAGGCAUUGCGCUUCCUGGACAGUCUGCGUCUCCCGAUAGACUGGAAAAAGUCCUACCUGUGGGCCACUCAACGCCCCGACCGACUGUGGUGGCAAAGAGUCCGGCCGAACCUUUUCCCGCCGGACUGCCCCGUACCUCUUGUUAGCGAGGCCAAGGACUUGGGAAUCGCCUAUAAGUACGAUGGUCGUAUACACCGGGUUGCCCGUAACCACCGUCUGGAGGAAGGCGCCCAACGCCUCGAGAGGCUGCGUCAGCAACCCCGGUCCGUGCUCGAAAAGGCCUCCUUGAUCCAACGGGGCAUCUGGCCCCAAUGUUUGUAUGGCAGUGAAGGACAUGCUUUCUCGCUUGCCGACUUGCAAUCCUUGAGAGGCAAAGCAGCCCGCGCCAUCACAGGCGACUACCGCAUCCUCUCGCCCCACUUGGCGCUGGGCACGCUUACGGACUGUGUGCAGGACCCUCAACUUUACUGUGCCGAACAACAGCUCCUUGCGCUCCGCCGAGCCUGCCUGGGAGAUACGUACACUGCCUGCUCCGUUGUUGCCCUCACCAAUGCAAGCGGUGGAGUGAGGCAGGUGCAUGGCCCUGCUACGGCUCUGGCCGUUACGUUCCAGCGUUUGGGCCUCUCCAUGGACGAUGAUGCUUGUGUCAAGGGUCCGGAUAAUAGUCGGGUUCAUUUGUCCUCCUGCAGCCGGAAAGAGGUCCGAGGUCUACUUGAACGUGCAUGGAGCCUCCAGGUGCAGCAAUGUGUCCAACACAGAAACGGCCUCCACGCGGCCCCCCCACCUUUGCCCCAUGCCACUGGCCAACUGCUGUCAAAACUCGCGGCAGGUGAGCAAGGUGUGAUUGCUCGCCACAUCACAGGCGCUUUUGCCUCUGCACAGGCACGGGCGCAAUGGGACGAGUGCGAGGACGGCGAGUGCCCACUUUGCGGUGCCAAGCAAACGAAGGCCCAUAAGUUUCUGGAGUGCCCUGCCCUUUCCAGCAUACGCCAGCAAUGGGAACCUCACAUAUCCGUUGCGCUGCGCAUGUGGCCGCAUUGGUUGCAUGGGCCGUAUGCCGGCAUGGCUCCUGAUCUGGAGGUGAGCCGCCUCGUGUUUGCGACACGGAAACUCCUGCCACCGGUCUUUCCUGCUGGGCUGAAACCUUUACUGAGACAGCGACACCGCAUGGGCCGUGGUCCUGGAUCAGAAAGUGAUGCCGAGAUCCCGACCCUCCUCCAACAGUGGCGCCUACAUGGACGUUUACCCACCAGUUUCCACGUGGUUGACCAGGGUCUGGUCCCGGGGGUGCAGAGCAUCAACAGGGCGGAGACCAUUGCGUUACUACAAGCUGCCCGGCUCGCGAGUUCGUCUGGGGCCCUGUCCGCUGAAAUCUGGACCGACAGUACCUUUGCCAUGUCGGAGUGGCAGCGCGCUCUUGCUGGUUAUACUGCCACGUGGCCUGACUUGGGUGAAGAGCUGCAACAGGUUGCUUCGGUGCGCAUCACUGUUCACAAGGUUUCGUCCCACCAAAAUCUUGAUGCACUGUGGGGACUGGAGCAGUGGCUCGCCGCUGGUAACCACGUGGUGGACACAGCGGCCAGAGCAGCACUCCAAAGGGAAUUCCCAGUGGUUCAAGCAAUCACAGGAAAUGCAGCGGACUUCUUUGCUGAGCAGCGGGACCUGCUUUGGCUAUUCUGGCGCUAUCUACUGCAGGUCUCCCAGGAAGAAUGCCGAUUGCUACGCCAGCUUGCGAAGGAGGUCAAGGCGCAUGGCGCCCCUGCACAAGAUGACCAUCAGGGGCUCUCGCGACUUUCCUGCUUGUCGGCGUGGGAACAGCAAGAUGCCGGCCCCUUUCAGACCUGGCAAGUCCCGGUGGCCUCCAGAUCCAGAGAAUGGCUACUGGCCUGCUCUUGGCCACCAUGGUUCACCGUACCUCUCUGGGACUGGCUUUCUCGUCUCCAGUGGUCCCUGCAGCCGCUGCGUAAGAAAACGGUGACAGGCGCUACAUAUCUGGAACUGGUGGUGGAUUUCGUUGCCUCAACAAAGGUUUGCCCACCACACGAGCUUGCAGCAGCUCGUGUGCUGGACAAGCCCCCCAAACGAGUGGACGUCCCGUGUACAUUGCGGCAAGUCGUGUUCUGCUUUGUGGAGGCCGUGCGGCAACUGGAGAGACUUAGUGGACACCGUCUUCUUCCGGCACGACGUGGCAAAGUCUUCUCGUUACGUUCACUGCAAGAGGGACCACCCAGAAUUGGCGUGAGCAUCCGACCCAGAUUGCCCACUGUACAGGAGUUCAAGGUGAAGUUUGACAAGAGCCGGCUCUUCGAGCUCUACGAGGAUAGCCUCCUGGGAUUGAAGGAGAUGACCGAGCAUCAGAAGGUGGAGCGCACCGGUAGUAAGGUGAAGCUGAAAGAGAUGGAGGGCCUCGACAACGUUCACCUCUCUGCCCCAGCGGGUGCGGGAAAGACCUUCGUUGCGGUGCAGCACGUGCUCGAGCAUCUCAACACCCAUCCCUCAGCCCGGCUGCUCUACGUCGCUCCCUCCGAAAGAAAGAAUCACCGCGAGCCAGAGCUCGUGCAAAGCAGGAUCGAGCACAUGCUUUCCAGGAUCACUCUGUUGCACAGGCCCUACACACACUUCCAGCUGCCCUCUCUGGAGGGUGAUCGGAUACUCCGAUGUGCGGCCGGACCCGACGCAGAAAAGUGUGACAUGGUGGUCUACGAUGAAAGCCACCACAUCUUCUGUCUUCCGCCUGAAGAAAUGAGCUCGACGCUACUCCCAAGCCUAUCGGCAGAGCGCCGACUGCUCUUGUCAGAUGAGUCGCAGUCUGCUUCGGUGAGCCAGACCUAUCCCGACAUGGCCAGGGUGAAACUGUCGGAGGUGGUCCGCAGCACUAAACGCAUUGUUGCAGGUGCAGCCACGUUUCAGCUGAACACGCAGCGAGAUGCCGCAGCGAGUUCCCUGGGAUCGGACGGACCGCCACUGAAGACCUUCCUCUUCGACCCAGCAGCUUAG
Molecule: messenger RNA, 10254 nt
Organism: Symbiodinium necroappetens
Lineage: Eukaryota; Dinophyceae; Suessiales; Symbiodiniaceae
Source: the annotation of a GenBank genome assembly